Molecule: messenger RNA, 1095 nt
Organism: Mastomys coucha (southern multimammate mouse)
Lineage: Eukaryota; Metazoa; Chordata; Mammalia; Rodentia; Muridae
Product: ADP/ATP translocase 2-like
Biological process (GO): mitochondrial ADP transmembrane transport; mitochondrial ATP transmembrane transport
Cellular component (GO): mitochondrial inner membrane
Molecular function (GO): ATP:ADP antiporter activity
Source: RefSeq, a predicted model, not a curated record
GUCCGGGAGUCAAAGCCAGUUGUCAACCCAGUCCAGUCCCGCACUCUUCUGCCUCCUCUUCUUUUUUUUUGCUUUCAAUAUGACAGAUGCUGCUGUGUCCUUUGCCAAGGACUUCUUGGCUGGUGGAAUUGCCGCGGCCAUUUCCAAGACGGCGGUAGCACCCAUCGAGCCGGUCAAGCUGCUGCUGCAGGUGCAGCAUGCCAGCAAGCAAAUCACGGCAGAUAAGCAAUACAAGGGCAUUAUAGACUGCGUGGUUCGUAUCCCCAAGGAACAGGGAGUCCUGUCCUUCUGGCGUGGUAACCUGGCCAAUGUCAUCAGAUACUUCCCCAUCCAGGCUCUCAACUUUGCCUUCAAAGAUAAAUACAAGCAGAUCUUUCUGGGUGGUGUGGACAAGAGGACCCAGUUUUGGUGCUACUUUGCAGGGAACCUGGCAUUGGGUGGUGCCACAUCCUUGUACUUUGGGGCCACAUCCUUGUACUUUGUGUACCCUCUUGAGUUUGCCCGUACCCGUCUAGCGGCUGAUAUGGGCAAAGCUGGAGCUGAAAGGGAAUUCAAAGACCUCGGUGACUGCCUGGUUAAGAUCUACAAAUCUGAUGGGAUUAAGGGCCUGUACCAAGGCUUUAAUGUGUCUGUACAGAGCAUUAUCAUCUACCGAGCUGCCUACUUUGGUAUCUAUGACACUGCAAAGGGAAUGCUCCCAGAUCCCAAGAACACUCACAUCUUCAUCAGCUGGAUGAUUGCACAGUCUGUCACUGCUGUCGCUGGCCUGACUUCCUAUCCUUUUGACACGGUUCGCCGUCGUAUGAUGAUGCAGUCGGGACGCAAAGGAACUGAUAUCAUGUACACAGGCACGCUUGACUGCUGGCGGAAGAUCGCUCGAGAUGAAGGAAGCAAGGCUUUUUUCAAGGGUGCAUGGUCCAACGUUCUCAGAGGCAUGGGUGGCGCCUUUGGGCUUGUCUUGUAUGAUGAGAUCAAGAAGUACACAUAAUUAUGUCUUAGGUGUUCUCCCCGAGAACAAGCAUGUUGUAUAAUAUACCAUAUCUUGAACAUUCUGGACAGAUUCUCUGGGCUUGUCUGUUUUAUCAAUGGCAACUA